CCACAUCGAUAUAAGUUGCUAGCAUGUGCAGAUGGUUCGCAUACAUCUCCAACUCGGAGCCGUGUCUUCUGGAAGACGUUCUGAUUCGCCCGGCCCAUGCGAUCACCAAGCAAGUUCACGACCAUUACCUGCCAUAUCUGACGCACUACGAACCUGAUGCUGACACCAAAGCCACGGAGAGGGAGAUCGCGAUGCGCAAUAGGUUGUUCAACACCGAUGGCUUGGUGCGCGCCAUACCCGUUCUGAAUGAUAGAUCACACUUGAUAACAAGACCUAGGGCGUGGCAUGGUAUGUCGGAAUCGUCUCUGAUUCCCGGUUGGCCAAUCUCAUGCUUGUGCAGGUACACUACGGCACGAUCGGAGUUCACAGACUCGGAGGGUCCAAGACCCGUUCAAUAUCGGAUCGUUCGGGAACCCAUCACGGACCCCGUUUUCAAGUCUGUAUGCGCCCAAACGUCCUCCCUGGCGGUGUUCGCGCAUAUACGCGCGGCGUCCGAGUUUGCCGUCGUCUCCGAGUUCAACAACCACCCCUUCGUGUUCGACGGUGCACAGACCUCGGCUGGUCGCUACGCGUUUAUGCACAACGGCGAGGUCGCGCACUUCGCGUCCAUCCGGCGCGAGGUGCUGGCGCAUGUGUCCGAAGACGCGGAGCAGCGUAUCAAGGGUUCGACCGACUCCGAACACCUCGCGGCGCUGUUCUUCACCUAUCUCGCCGGCGAAAAGGGCGCGGCUGCCUGGGACGCCUCUCAUUCGCUGGAGGAAGUAAAGGCGGCUCUCGAGAAGGCUGUCACGACCGUCAUCUCGGUGCAACACCAAACACUGCCGAAGAAGGGCAUAGAGUUCAACGCGUCGAGCCUGAACGUCGCCGUCACGGACGGGACGCAACUCCUGGCCAUCCGAUUCAGGAACCACCCCACGGAGCACCCGCCUUCCCUGUACUUCUCGACCAGAGCGGGAGUGACCUUGAACCGCAAGUAUCCCGGUCAUCCGGACGGAGCAUCGCCUUCGAUCCUGGCGAACAUUCGAGCGGCGGAGGAACAUGGAGAGCAUGUAAUUGUUGCGAGUGAGCCGACGACGUAUCAAAAGGGCGAUUGGCAACUGGUGCCAAAGAAUCACUGCUUAAUGGUCGGAUCUGAUAUGCAGGUCGAUUGUGUACCAUUCAACGUCGACGCCACCUCUUAGAAACGUGCGGAGCGUUGCCGUCUGAGGUAUCGGUUGUGGCCUAUAGUGGACCUUUGUUGUCCAAGACUAUUGCUACAUAGCGCAGUGAUGUACACGAUUGAUACAUGCAUUGUACAACUAGUCCACGAACUUGAAUAAAGAAGACGGCACCGCCGUUUCGUACAUGCACAACAAGGUACCUGUCAGCUCCAGCGCGAUCGCAGAUCGCGAGACAGAAACGCAUCGCGGGUGAUAUCACGUCAGUUACGGUGGAGGAUUGGAAUGCCAGUGCAUAUGUAGCACGCCCUCUCGUCACCACAGCUGCAAGAACACGAGUCUUGUUCUUCGUCGUUUGUUUCCUCGUAAAUGGCUAACAUUACAAAUGCGCGCCUCCCACCGCGACCGCGUGUUCCUCGGGCAGGGUGGCGCCCCUCCCUGUCAAAGAAAGAUGGCGUCUUCUCAGUAGCGGAUGUGUAAUUUGGGGAAGAGACAGUACGCCCAGCGAUGCUGGGCUCGGGCAUAGAUAUUGAAGGCGGGGCUUCCAUGGCAGGAUCCGAGGCAUCGGCUGCAGAGAUGGUCGUCGAAGGCGUUGACACUGCUUCGUUUGCCGUUCUGAGGAGGCGUUGAUUGUGUUCACGGGCUCGACUCGGCUCCUGCGCACACUGCGCUUGCAGUGACCGCCUCUCCGCAUCCACUUGAGCCAUGGCGCUAGCACU
Messenger RNA from Punctularia strigosozonata HHB-11173 SS5, 1876 nucleotides. Its product is annotated as N-terminal nucleophile aminohydrolase. The transcript has 4 exons. The record is from RefSeq and is a predicted model, not a curated record. Bases 24 to 1181 code for a protein of 385 amino acids. NCBI's taxonomy places the organism in Eukaryota, Fungi, Basidiomycota, Agaricomycetes, Corticiales, Punctulariaceae.